CCAUUUCCAAGGAAGCUAGAGACCGUCCUUUUUUACUAAUUCGCCUGCACCAUCCCCUUGUAUCGAGGGUCUAAUUCUACACCUUAUUCCAUUUUAUAUUCCCUAACAAUUUUUUUAGUUUUUUUUUUUAUAUUACUUUAAUUCUAAUGAAAACUCCUAUCUUCCUUCCUCUCCAUCCUUUUUCAUCUACCUUUGAAUCUUUUGACACUUGUAUAUAAAGCUUUACUUCCUCCUUUGUUACUCCUUUUCUAUCAAUCACCAAAACACAUUCAUUGUCUUAAACCCUAAACCUCAAGAACCGAACAACCACACCAAAAAAUGAGACCGGUUGGCUUGAUCUUUACGGUCAUGUUCUUGGUCUCGGCCUUUUCGGAAUCAAGAACCGCGGAUUGCAGAGUUCUCCUUGGUGGUUCGACGGAGGAAAUCGAUCAAUCUAAAAUUCAUGGGGUCGAUUUACGAAGUGAAGACUUAUUAGGGGUCGUGAUACAUGGUUAUAAGAAGCUAAGGUGGCUCUCAUCGGCCGGGGAGAGGAUGCAUACAAUGGCUUCAGGACCGAGCAGGAGAGGUGCUGGUCACUAAAAUACGAACCCAAACAAAACAUUAUACUUCGAUAUUUGUUUAGCUCAGGUCAUAGAAUCAUAUUUUUCAUUUUUUAUAGAUUAUUAUAUUUAUUCAGUCGCUAAAGAUCCAUGUAAAGUUUAGAAGGGUGAUAUUCUUUGAUCAUACAAUAGUCGGUUUCCUUCUCAUAAACACCAAUUUAUAGUACGUGCCCAUUAAUCGAUAUUUAUUUUAGUUU
Molecule: messenger RNA, 796 nt
Organism: Arabidopsis thaliana (thale cress)
Lineage: Eukaryota; Viridiplantae; Streptophyta; Magnoliopsida; Brassicales; Brassicaceae
Exons: 1
Coding region: 319-579 (86 amino acids)
Source: RefSeq, marked reviewed